Messenger RNA from Protobothrops mucrosquamatus (brown spotted pit viper), 3054 nucleotides. RefSeq names its product WD repeat domain 64 (gene WDR64). The transcript has 25 exons. The record is from RefSeq and is a predicted model, not a curated record. Gene Ontology annotation, molecular function: protein binding. Bases 1 to 3054 code for a protein of 1017 amino acids. Lineage: Eukaryota; Metazoa; Chordata; Lepidosauria; Squamata; Viperidae.
AUGUCCAGAAGAAAGAUUUACAAAGAUGAUCCACCUGACCUACUAGAUGGACUCUUCUUUAAAAGAUCCUUGCGACUGUUUAAGCAACUGGUUGACAAAACAGUUGCUCAGAAAAGGGAGCAAAGAUUAGGCCUGCCUGUAAAGGAUUCUGAAGAAAUUGAUUAUGACAAAUUCUUUGAUGCAGUAAAGAGUCUUUUUGGUCCAGAUGUGAAAGCCCAAGAUGUUAAAACCUUCUAUAGGAAGAUUAGCAACAACCCAGAUGGGAAGACAGAAUGGUGUGAAAUAUUUGGAUACUACAUGGUGGAAGGCGAUAUUCUUGCUGCCCAGCUUGAUGAAGAAAAUAUGGUUUUCCUGGUAUCCAAAAAGCAACGGAUUACAAAAGCAGGAGUCAAGAGAAGUGAUGUAAUAAGAUGCAUGGUAAAGAUAUCUCAACUUGAUUUUUUGCUAACAGCAUCUCAGAGGGGAAUGUUGUCUAUUUUUUCUGGCCAGAUGCGAAUACUAGCAAGCACCAGCAUCCCAGACAGUUCAUGGAUCACCGGAUGUGACUAUCUUGGUCAACUGAAGCGUGUUGUUGGCGUGACAGAAAGAACUAUCGUCAUAUGGGAUUAUAAAACACAAGGGAGUGCCCUGGAUAACUGCUGUAUAAUAAAACCUAUGGAACAUUGCCUCCUCUCUGUUUCUGCCAUUCCUCACCCAUCAGAACUUCUAGUGAAGGAUGACAUCUUGCUGGGGGAUGAUGGUGGAUAUGUUACUUUGUUCACACUUACCAGUGACGACUUUGGUCUAAAACAGACUAAAUCUAAAAAGAAACUGCACAUGCUGAUAAUAGAUUCUAAGAAAUUCAAGAGCAUUAAACGUAAACUGCAUGAUGACUGGGUUAUAAAAGUAAAAUACAUUCCAGCUUUGAACUGUUUUGGAUCCUGUUCAUUGGAUAGCAUUCAUUCAUUGGUUUUGGAUGACCUGAAAAGACUUGAAGACAAUUUGCCUGUCAGGGAAUUUUCGGUACUGAGGGGAGUUAAUGCUUUCACAUAUUGUGUAAAAGCCAAUAUCAUUGUUACAGGAGGAGAAGAUAAGAUUCUUCGUUUAUGGCAUCCAAACAUCAACACCAAGCCAGUGGGGAAAUUGAUGGGACAUUUAUUUAGUAUCACAGAGAUUGUCACCAAUGAAAAGGAUCAACACAUUAUCAGUCUUUCUACUGCAAAGAUUUUCAGAGUGUGGGAUAUCCAGACUCUUUCAUUGAUGCAAGUGUUCCAUGAUGUUCAAGGAGCAAACAGAGAGUCACAAAUUUUUGCUAUGGCAUUUGAUAAUAACCAUGGAAUACUUAUUGCAGGAUCGUCCGUCAUCGAUAUUUAUCCUCUCACUCGGAUGAUACAAGAUACUAAGCAAGUCCCCCAGACCCAUGAAAGGAGCAUCAAUGUGCUGGUUUACAACAAAGUUUUUCACCAAGUUCUUAGUAUCUGUUCUGAGUCUAUUGUAAAGGUCUGGGAAUUGGAAACAGGACAGCUAAUAUACCAGAUUGAAGAUGCCCAUGGGCCAGGAGUUGAGUUGACAUGUGCAGCGGUUGAUAAAAAUGGAUUUCAUCUUGCUACUGGAGCAUGUGAUGGAACUGUGAAAGUAUGGGAUUUUGGAAGUGGGCAGGUACUUAAAAUUUUGCCCUUAGACAAGGAAAUCACGGUCAAUGAACAUUGGCUGAUGCAGAUGGUGUACCUGAAAGCCAGUGAGAGUAAGCAUGUGAUCCUAGUCUUGGAAUACAGUGGGAGGAUCAAAAUUGUUCAGGCUAAUCAAGGUGAAAAUUACAUGUCCAUAACUUGGGAACUUCCUGAAGCUGUGUCAUUUGCUUUACAAGGCUAUCCACUCAUUUUCCUUAAACUGUCUCCCAAUGUCAAAAAAAAUAAUGGUUUUUUUCCAGACAUUGAACUAUUGCUUGAUACAGAUCUCACAAACUCAAAUGCUGAGCUACCUCCUAGGAUUGAAGUAAAGUGCUUUGAUUUGUUAAAAGUAGAAGGUUACAGUUUGUUAGCUACUGCAAGUGCAAAUGGUUCUAUCAUCAUGUGGGAUUUUGAAGCUGCCACAGCCAGACACAUAUUCAAAGCUCAACGUGCUAUUCACUCAGAUAGAUCCAAAUUACUUAAAAUCAACUGGUUACUAUUCCUGUAUCGAGAUACUGUGUCACAGAGCCUUAUUACCUACUGUUCCCAAAAGUGCAAUGAGAUGACUGGUUGGUAUAAUUCUUUAAAGAAAUCGGUAGCAGAAGAAAUAAAGCUUCUAGAUUCUUCCAUAAGCAAAGGAGCAAUAGCCAAUGUAUUAUCAGUUGGAAAACAUGAUUAUCUUUCUAUACCCAUACUUGCCUCAGCACAUGAAAAUGGUUUCAUUUAUCUAUGGAGCAUUAUGGGAGAUCUACUGAAAGAAAUUCUGCCUUACACAAAACAUCCUCCCAUUCCUUUGACAGCACUUUGUGCUGAUGGGGCUGUCGAAAUGCUUUUCGCUGCUAACAAAGAGGGAAAUGUUAUUCGAUGGAACAUUGGCUCAUUCCUGCAAGAUCCAAAAGAUCCAAGCAGGCAUGUAAAGCAACAAAUGUGUUGGCGGGCUCAUUCUGCUAAAAUAGUCAAUCUAUCUUGUGAUGAUGAAAAAUGCCUAGUGAUGACUGCCUCCACUGAUGGUUCUGUCAGACUUUGGCAUUCAAUUCGUGGAGUCUAUUUUGGCUAUUUUGGACAGCGCCGAGUGUUUGAAAUUACUGAAUCCUCUGAUAUAAUUUUGCCCUGCGAUGUAAAUGAAAUUCCAUUCACAAUAAAAGAAGAAUCCAAGUUUAUGGAUAAAAAGCAGAAGUUUGAAUACCCUCUGUUUUUUGACAGGGAAAAAUGGAAGACCCUGACUAAAUCAUCUUUAAACUUGAGAAAGCCUAGCCGACAUGACGUUGAUCUGGAUUUUAAGUUUUUCAAGGCCCUGGCUUCUCCCAAGGUCAAUAAAUCCCCCUUGGAAAGUUUCAAAUCUGGAAACAAAGAAGCUGGCAUUGUAUUUGGAGCUAUACCAAUCUAUAGGGUGAGUUCAAAGUAA